Messenger RNA from Musca domestica (house fly), 3266 nucleotides. RefSeq lists its product as uncharacterized. Gene Ontology annotation, biological process: ubiquitin-dependent protein catabolic process; protein ubiquitination. Lineage: Eukaryota; Metazoa; Arthropoda; Insecta; Diptera; Muscidae. The transcript is spliced from 7 exons. Gene Ontology annotation, molecular function: zinc ion binding; ubiquitin protein ligase activity. The record is from RefSeq and is a predicted model, not a curated record. Gene Ontology annotation, cellular component: nucleus. The coding region runs from base 1361 to 2977 and encodes 538 amino acids.
GCCGGCAAAGAACGCACGACGCUGUUACGUCGCUUCGAAACAUACAAACAAUUUGAGUAAAGUCAAACUCUGAGCGAGCUGACAGACGAUCGUGUCAACACGACCCAUAGUUUUAUUUUAUAUGGGGUCUCAAAACACAAACUCAAUCCCGUAUUGAAAACACAUUCAGUCGAUUAGGGGCGUUUAAAUGAAACAGAACGCGCUACCGCAGAGACAUCGCAACAGACGUUUGUUGUUCGCCAUACAAACGUUUUAUUUAUAUAUUUUUCAUUGCAAAUGUUUUGAACUUUUAAUCAAAUGAUAAUUGAAAGAAAAUAAGAAAACAAAAUAAAUAUUACGAGAAACAUAACAACAAGCUAUGCAGAUACAAAACAAAAGCUUACACUUGAACGCAAAACUGAAUGCAAAUUUAAGAAAAAACAAAUAAGAGAACAAAUCAGAAGAAGAAGAAGAAGAUCGCUAAACAAAAUCAAUUAAAGGAAAGUGCAAUCAAUAACUGUUCAAUCAAUUGAUUGAUAAAAUGAUUAAGUGAAUGUUUGUGUGUAAUGAAAAUAACAACCGAGCAAAAAGAAAAGAAAAACAACAAACACUUUCUUCUGCUCUCAAUGAAGAAAUAUGGUCCACGAAGCUGACCUCUAACAACCGGCAUUUGCUAUCAAUCGUUUUCCCUCGUCGAAGGUUCUGCAUCCAUUCUCGAUACGCGACAAACCUCCGACACUCGGACUGUGUUCGAAACGAACAAAACAACACCGAGCCACCAAAUGUUUAACAAUUAAUCUGCAUUAAUUAAUGUCGAUUGAUUAAUUAAGAGAAAUAAAGUUUUUGAUUUUUCGGUUAUAUUUGUGUGCAGAGUUUGUGUCCCUCGGUUGAAAACCAGAAAUAACUAAUUCCGAGAAUGUUUCGAUUUUCGGUUUUCAUAUAUUAACGUUAUUUUUUGUGACGUUUAAAGAAGUAAACAAAAUAAACCAUAAUUUUAAUGGUCGUGUGUGUGCGUGUAUUCAUGCUAACAUACAUACAUGCAUAGCUGUAUCAGCCCGCGUCCAGUGUCAUUUGGAAGUUAAUUCGAGGCACGUUUCGAAUCAAAGAUUUCAUUGACGCCCAAAAGUAUUAUUGGAAUUGUGCUGAAAUUAAAACCGAAUUUUUAAUUCUGGUGACUGACAAUUAAGUAAAUACAAAUAUCCGAUGACAGCAAUUCGGGAGACAUGGAAUAAAUAUUUACAAUUACGAAUGUCGUUCUCAAGCGAGACUGGUGCAAGCGGCUUAUAAAAUCAGAGACUGAAAUUAAUUAUAAAAACACAACACACAAUUCCAACGGGUUGGAUUACUGGAGUAAAAAUACACUCAAACAACAACUGAAAAUAUGGAUGCACCUGUAUCGCAAAAUCAAACCAUCAAUGCCAGCAGAGUACAACAGACAUGCCAACGAGAAUAUUCUCCAAAGGAACAUUACCCAAUAAAUUUAAGAGGCAAACAUCGCAACAAAUGCCUAUGUUCAUCUUUGGAUGGGCACAACACUAGUCUGUCGUCAUCAACCUCAUCGUCAUCAUCAUCAAGUUGCUCUUCAUUAUCAUCAAUCGUACAAUCGUCACAAUUGAUGGCCAUAGAAGACGACAUGGAGGCUGUUCACCACGAAAUCGAAGACUUCAAUCAAAUCAAUUUAAAUACCAUAAAUUCGAAUAUAGCAACAAAUAACUCGAAUUACUGUUCUAUCAUGAAAACCACAACUAGCAACAGCCACACACAUCUCAAUACCUCCAAUUCCCCACUGUCCAUGGCCAUGGAUGCACUGGAAUAUUCAAUGGCUCAAUCUCCGCUCAAUAGAAGGCGUCACACCGCUUUGCCUCAAGCUUUAAUUAUGAAUCAACAACAUUUAUCAUUACUCGAAAAUAAAACUCAUAAAAUGGACUACAUCACGGACGGUUCGAAUGAAUACAAACCUAUUUUGCGCAAAGCCCUCUCAACACCCGCCUGUAAUAUUAUGAGUAUACAGAAUCCUUUAAAAAGUGACGUCACAAUCAUAACCAAUCACACAUCAACGUCAACACAACAUCACCAGCAACCCACGAAUGUCAAACAUCAGCCCUCGAAUCAAACAGUAUCGGCGAAUAAUAAUAUAAGCUCAUCUCAAAACAGAUUGACGGUAGCAGAAAGCAUUAUUACAUCUUCAACAUCCACAACAAUAACCACCUCCUCCUCACCCUCCCUACCAACUCAACGUUCGGGCUGUGCCCAUUAUAAACGAUCUUGUAUGUUUGUGACUCCAUGUUGCAAUAAAUUUUACAAAUGUCGUUUUUGCCACGACGAAAAUGAAUCUCAUCAUUUCGAUCGAAAAACUCUCACAGAACUGAUAUGCACUGAAUGCAAUACCCGACAAAAGGUUCAAGAUCGCUGUCAAAAUUGUGGAAUACUUUUUGGAAAAUAUACCUGUCUGAUAUGUAAUUUAUUUGAUGAUUCCGAUAAACAACAAUACCACUGCAGGCAGUGUGGUAUUUGUCGCAUAGGUGGUCGAGAUAAUUUUUUCCACUGUGAAGUCUGCGAUAUGUGUUUGCCCAUACAACUUAAGAUUGCAGGUCAUAGGUGUGUGGAGAAUAUAUCACGAUCCCAUUGUCCAGUCUGCUUGGGGGACAUACAUACCUCACGCAUUCCAUGUCACAUUCCUGACUGCGGCCAUUUACUGCAUAAAUUAUGUUUUGACCAACUAUUAGCCUCUGGCCAUUAUACAUGUCCAACGUGUCAGACGUCGCUAAUUGACAUGACAGCAUUGUGGGAAUAUUUAGAUGCUCAGGCGGAGUUGAUGCCAGUACCAAAAAAAUAUGAAAAUCAAAAAAUACACAUAUUCUGCAAUGACUGCCAUAAGACUUCGAAGACAAAAUUUCAUUACAUUGGCUUAAAAUGUGUACAUUGUGGGGCAUAUAAUACCACCCAGAAUGUUAAAAGACGCAUGUCUUUGGUAACAGAUGAACCCACAUCAGCAUGACAUUUGCUAAACUUCUUCUCACUUAAAUUAUAAAGGAGAUCUAUGACAUUUUCAAUGCACUUUUUGUUCGUUUGUUUGUCAUGGAGGGACUUAAACUUUUUGCAUGCACCUUACAAGUGCUAUUUGUGCAGAUGACUUUAAAAGGCUUGCCAUUUUAUGAUGGAAUUAUUAUCUUUAUCUUGCUAUAGAAUUUAAUUUGUAUUCAUUUUCAUGUUAUUCUUUCCCCUUUUUAUAUUUGCAUUUAUAUUUAAUUAAAACAAUAAACAAAAUAAUUCGAGCUGGUAUCGAA